CGCCAUUUUCAUGCGGUCCCCUGCUGUCGCCGGUCGUCUCGUGUUAAAAACGGACGGAUUUAUCUGUGCUUUAUUAUCUUUAGAUUACGCAAAUUCGUUUUGGGUGCCGGCUGCUGCGCCCACGCGCCAAAAAUCGCGGGGGCGAUCGGAGGCUCCGGCGCGUGCUCAAAUGAGUGUGCGCACCGGCUGACGCACACGCGUAUAAAAACCUCUUUGCUGACGAAAAAAAGAAAUAGAAAUUAAAAACCAAACCGUGUUCCUUUUUCAAAAGUGACAGUGCCCGGUUCUUGACGGAAGUCGGACUUUUCAGUUCCAGCCAGUGCGUCCGAUGACUUAACGAAUCUGUGGUCGAUUUAGUUUAUGAAUGGAGUGGAAUAGGAAGUGACGUCAUGCAUAGUGUUGUGACUGUGUCAGCUUUGGUUCGGUGGGCGACGAUUUGAUGACAAUGUGCGAUCAUUAGACCGAAAAGAAUGAGACUAGUGGGCGCUGUGGCAGUGUUAUGCGCGUUGUCACAUUGCGUCGCGCAAUGGCGGUGUCCCGGGCUGAGUGCUCGGCCCGCGGCCGAAUGCUCGUGCGACCUGCCCCAUACGCUGCGGUGCACCGGAGACCACACUGCCCUUCAGAUAAUCGGCCGCCAUCUCCGAGAACAAAGAGCUAGGAACAAGAACACGGCGGUUUCUCUUCUGGACUGUGCUUUGCGAGGAGUCUCCGCGUUGUCCACUGCUUCCGUGUCGGAGCUGGCCGGAGUGGGACUUCAUGGGCUGGUCAUAUCCUCGGGGGACAUACGGAGGGUGCAGCAGGGAGCGUUCAAUAGCGUUGCGGCUACGCUACUGGCUUUGGGUUUGCCAAACAACCAAUUGCCGUCGGUGCCUACGGAGGCGUUGACGCGUCUCUGGAAUUUGGAUCGUCUGGAUUUAUCCAACAACAAAAUCCAUACUUUAGACACAAAUUCCUUCAAGGGCAUCCAGAACCUGACUUACCUGGACAUAAGCGACAACCAAUUGACGAAUAUCUCGCCAGAUGCAUUUAAACCGCUAAUUAAGAUGGCGGUCCUAAGGCUUCGAGGGAAUCUUCUUAAAGUACCCGCUUUGGCUUCGUUGAAGGAAGCUCACGUGUUAAGGGACUUGGACCUCUCGAGCAAUGCCCUGGAGGGCCCACUCGGCCCCACUACCGUGCCCGCUAUAAGCUGCUUGACCAAUCUGCAAUUGUCUGACAAUACUUUUGCUAGUAUACGUCGAGGCGCUUUGUCAGGGCUGACGAAUCUCACAUACCUAAACUUACACAACAACCAGAUAGACGUUUUGGAGGACUUCGCGUUUCGUCAUCUCACGAACCUCUCGCAUUUGGACUUGUCACAUAACGAGAUUGUUGCUGUUUCAGGUGCAUCCCUAGCUACCCUGGACAACUUAUCUCACCUGGACCUGUCUCAUAACUUCCUUCGGUCCCUCUCGGCGGAUCCUCUCAAGUCUCUCAAGAGUCUUCGUGAGCUGUUCCUUCACGACAACGACAUUUCUAUGAUCGACGAUGGUGCUCUCUCGCAGCAUAAGGAGUUGGCCAGGUUCACUAUAGAAGACAAUCCCCUGAAUUGCGACUGUUUGAUGGCCGGCUUCGCUAGAUGGCUUCGAGACGCAAACAACUUGCUACAAACUGACAAGUCAGCCGCAGUUUGUACCACACCCCCACACUUAGAAGGCGCCCUCAUCUCCCGACUCUCCAAAAACAAGCUCUGCGACGAUUUCGAAACGAAAAUCAACAUAGACGAUCCGAACUACGAUUACAAUAAAGUCAUAGCGAAUACCAUAGAUGUACAAGACAAAUACGUAGAUGUAGAAACGACUGUGCAAGAUUUGUACAUAGACAAAACAGAUGGACUGGACGACGAUGUGUAUGAUGAGGAGUUAGAAGUACCGUCUGAAGAGGAUCUUCCUAUUUCUAAAUCUAAGGUCCGUCUCCUGGACGCUUGGUACGACGACGAAGAGGUCUACCUAUCCUGGGCGGUGGAUCCACCCUCCACCAGACGCUUCCGAUGCACCGGAGUGACGGCAUCUAGAAGUGGAGGUCUUCCAAAGCACGUGGCUUGCCACAGAGCCGCACCAGCGAAUAUCCUGCUGAGGGGACUGAAGAUUAACCCAACGGAACAGUAUACGUUCUGCAUAGCCCUCGAAGAGAUGGAUAGUUCCGACACUCCGCUCUCUUUGGUGCUAGGCUGCGGUGCCCCCCAGCCGGUGCGGCAGCGGGCCACGUUUGCCACGGUGCCCCCCGUGGCGGUCACUGAGCCAGUCGAUCGGAGUCACUUGAGGGUCUCCGAAGUCCGCUCCAACGUCACCAGCGAAGGUGUUCUUACAGUCCUCAUAUCACUCAUGGGCAUUCCGCCUCCUCGUUCCCAAUUCUCCAUCAGAUCCCAAAGACUCUCCCCAGAAUCCCGGUACCCUCUAUACAACUGCUACGUCAUCCUUGCUGUACUCUCAAGAGGGUCAUUAGUAGCCCAGAAGGAUACCCCAUGUAAAGAAACACUGGAGAUAUCGAUGGAGGGAUUCAUUCGAGGGCCGUACGAAGUAUUGUACAGCAGGUGCCAGUUGACCCGUGAACUACUGAAAUUGCAAUUUUCAAGGACUUUCCUUAGCAAUUGGGUAUGUUUAAUAGAACAAGUGAGUGACAGAAACACUGCAACAAUGGUGGUCAAAUCUCCUAGAAGGAAAUACUAUGGAUUAUUUCAAAUCGGCAGUGAAUGGUGCAAAGAAGGCCGAAAAGGUGGAAAAUGUGACUUAACAUGUGAAUCCCUCCUGGAUGACGACAUCAGAGACGAUGCCAGCUGUGCCCAAAAGGUGUUCGAGAUGGAAGGUUUCAAGUAUUGGACGAAGUGGGAAGCCCGAUGUAAAGGACAGACCCUGCCUGAUAUUGAGAAGUAA
This is a messenger RNA of Ostrinia nubilalis (European corn borer), 2909 nucleotides long. RefSeq lists its product as uncharacterized. Lineage: Eukaryota; Metazoa; Arthropoda; Insecta; Lepidoptera; Crambidae. Bases 471 to 2909 code for a protein of 812 amino acids. Gene Ontology annotation, molecular function: protein binding. The transcript is spliced from 16 exons. Gene Ontology annotation, cellular component: plasma membrane. The record is from RefSeq and is a predicted model, not a curated record.